Molecule: messenger RNA, 2955 nt
Organism: Cyclospora cayetanensis
Lineage: Eukaryota; Apicomplexa; Conoidasida; Eucoccidiorida; Eimeriidae
Product: ice-structuring glycoprotein-like
Exons: 7
Coding region: 1-2955 (984 amino acids)
Source: RefSeq, a predicted model, not a curated record
AUGAGUACGGGUUUGCCUGCAAUUGAGGAGUUAGUGAGUGGUAGAGUACCAGGCCCUGCUGUCGAUGUGUCUGUCUACCUUCCUGACGCUGCCAAUGUUGCUGUCUGGGGUUGCAUGCGUUUCUCCGCAUGCCUACCGUGUUUAACAUUAAUGAAGUGUGGUAGAUACGAGAAGCCGGCAGCAGAGGCUGCUCGCCCGCCAGCAACUUUUGCUGCAGCGCCAGCAGCAGCAGCAGCAGCGCCUGCUGCUGCGGAAGCACAGUACUUACAGGGAACAGGUACCCCAGCUCAGCAGCAGCCGCGGCAGCAGGAACCACUCGAGUGGAAUGCGCAUGCAAGGACUAGCAGCAGCAGCAGCAGCAGCCAGCCCUGGGGAUUGAGCUGUCGCCGCAUGCACGGCUGCAGCAGCAGCACGCGGUGCAGCAGCAGCCACAGAGGACCUUUGCCGCCGUUAUCGUCAGCAGCAGCAGCAACACCAACAGCUUCUGCUGCUGCUACUGCUGCUGCUGUCGAUGGCGCUGCGUUUCUGGGCGUAGAAAGCUCGACUGCAUCAACCCUUCCGCUAGCAGCAGCUGCUGCAGGUACGACGCAUAAGAGCAAUCGGCAUAGGAAUAGAAGCACGAGACUCCCAGACGGCAGCGGCAGCAGCAGCGAGAGGGCUGCUGCUGCUGCUGCUGCUUACUUUGCAACUGGUGCAGACGAGGAUCAAGCAUCAACGCCACUAGCAGCAACCCCUCUAGCAGCACCCGCAGGAAUCAGCAGCAGCAGGCCGAGGCUAGUGAUCAGGCGAAACUGCCCUUCUGCUGCUGCAUCUGCUGGUGGGGGUCCCCUGGUGGCUGCAGCCGUUGCUGGUUCCUCCGCUGCGGCUGCUGAGGCAACAUCGGCAGCCGCAGCAGAGCAAACAGAAGCGGCAGACGGAUCGAUUCUGAGAGCAGCAACAGCGGCAGUGGCUGCUGCAGCAGCUGACAGUGCAGCAGUUUUGCGGCUGCUCCCUUUCUUGGUGCCUUACCAAACCCCUGUGGGGCAGCGACAGCAGGGGCAGGAGGCGCGAAGCUUUGGAACGCAUGCAUGGGGGGAAUAUCUGCAGGAAGUUCGCCAGCGCAUUGCAGCAGCAGCAACGGCGACAGCAGCGACGGCAGCAGCAGGCGCAGACCUGAGUAAGUUGCAGGUUCGCAGCCAGGAAAUCGCGGGUUAUCUUCCUCCUGCGCUUGGCUGUUGCAGCGUGCAGUGUACAUGCAGCUGUGAUCGUAGCGGCAGCUCCGAGCGGCAAGACUGUCACGUGCCGCUUGCGGCGGGUGUAGCUGCCGCGGCAGCAACAGUAGCUGCUGAAGAGGAAGCCUUCGCGCUGCUGCAUGCGGAUGUGCUGGACCUGAAGUUUCAUUGGUGGAGGGCCGUUGCCGCAGCUUGGAGGAAGAAGCAGCUGCCGCUGCUGCAGCAGCAGCUCUCCCUCCUGCAGCAGUACGACCCGCAGCAGCAGCAGCAGCAGCAGCAGCGACAGCAGCUCCAAAGCUACUCAGCGUGGAUCGGCUGUCUUAACGAAGCCACAGCUUCUUUCCUCCCAAAGGCCCGCGAACACCUGCAGGCGGCAGCGGCAGCAGUAGAAGCCGCUGCGACACCGACAGCAGCCGCUACGCAGCAGCAGCAGCAGCAGCAAUCAGGCAGGAGUGCCCUCUGGGAGUGGCUGUGGGGGGCCGCUGAGGCGUUUGGAUUUUGCUGCAGCAGCAGAUUCACUGCCUUGCGCUUACUGGAUGCCUAUGCUGCACAUCCUGCCUUUCCUUUCAAGUGUACAUGCAGCAGCACAGAAACCAGCAGUGGAGAGGGCUGUAGAUGCUGCAGCAACAGAGAACUCGCACUUUGCGCGGCAGCAGCCUUGCUGCUUGCUGCUGCGCUCCACUGUCAUUGGCGAGACAUUGCGACCGAUCAGUUCUUGCAACAGUUGCUACAGCAGCUACAACAGCAGCAGAUACAGCAGGAGCAGCAGCAGCUCUUUACGCAAGAUGACGUCAUCAUGGUGCAGGCCGAUAUGUUGCAGCUUCUGCAGCCGUGCCUAUGGAUGUCUCCUACACCUGCAGACGCCCUACUCGUGCAUCUUGCUGGUCUAAGGGACUUCCCCCUGUUGCUGCAGCACACGCCGCAUGCUGCUGCUGUUGCGGCAGCAGCUGCUGCUGCUGCUGAUGCUGAAGCACGUGGCGCAGCGGCAGCACCAGCAGGCACUGCAAGCAUGCCGCCUCAGAACGUCGAGCAACAACAGCACCAGCGCCAGCAGAAGCAGCAGCCACAACAACUUUGCCCCCAAAUAGGAUACUCCAGCAGCAACAAGGAUGGUGGAGGGUGGACUGUGCUGUCUCUCUUUGAUUUCUUCGUAGGCACAGGGCUUCUCGCGUGCCUGCACGACGUACUGCUGCGUUGCUGUUACGACGCAGCGGCGCAUGGCCUCCUGCAGCAGGUGCCUGGCAGCAAGCUGAUCGCUGUGCUGCUGUUGCUGUUGUUGCGUCCAUAUGCGCAGCAGCCGCAGCCAGCACAGAGGGGCGAACUGGACCUGCUGCGUCUGGGCUGCACCGCGUUCGCGAGCAGCAGCAACAACUGCGACGGGGCCAUUGCAGAGGCAUGCGCAUCUGUUAGACGACGCAGGCGACACAUGAGCAGAGACUUCUACCAGCCACGCGCGGAACUGGCGCAGCAGCCGAUGCAGCGCCAGCAGCCGCAGUCUUGGCAACAAAAGUACGCAAGGGUCGAUGGCGGCGCUGCGGAUGCUCAUGAAUCAACAGCUAGACAUCCUUCGCUAGCCACAGCAGCAGUGGGAUCCUCUGUAACUCCCUCCUCAGCUCGUGCGCAACCUGAAGCUGUCACAGGGAGCGGCUUCUGGGGUGUGGCCUCGGCAGCAGCAAGCAUAAAGCUCCUUAACGUCAAGCAGGCCUUCCGUGGAGCGUGCAUUGCUUCCAGGAUAUCUAGCUAA